GUCGUGCUCUUCCUUCGUACACUUGCCAACCACCAUAUGCGUUUGACAUGGCUCCGUUCAGUUGGGCCAAUGGAUACGAAUUCCAUGCAAUUUGGGUCACUGUCGUGGGCGCGUUAGGGUAUGCCACGUUCUUGCUUGUCAAGGCUCGAUUAUCUUUCUAUGAGAAGGUAAAGCAAGGCCUGCCAAUGCCCAAAUGGAAUCCAGUUUUUGGCCAUCUUCUUACGCUAAAUGAUCUUUUCGAAUCAAUACCUAUAGACUCAGGAUUAAUUUUCCCUUUCGCUGGUUCCGUUUUAGUCUCCGGACGUGAGCAACUGCUGCUUUAACCUGAGCUAAGGGUGAGCAUGCCUGAGCAGAGCCUGAGCAGAACCUGAGCAGAACCUGAGCAUCCUAAGCACGCCCCGAGUCAGCCUGCGAACUAUAAUGUGGAAUCAAUUUUGGCCUCCUGUGUGCCCCAGCUACAGUUUCCUUUCCGAACUUUGCCCGGGAAUCCGUUUCUGCUCCCUUGCAAGGUUCCCUGCCAGAGUAGAUUUUGGAUCCCUCUCGUGAAAGAGCACGUAACUAGUC
Messenger RNA from Mollisia scopiformis, 564 nucleotides. RefSeq lists its product as uncharacterized. The coding region runs from base 48 to 323 and encodes 91 amino acids. The record is from RefSeq and is a predicted model, not a curated record. Lineage: Eukaryota; Fungi; Ascomycota; Leotiomycetes; Helotiales; Mollisiaceae. The transcript has 2 exons.